CGAGCGACACCUUUACGGAUGGAAGCGGUCUCGACGGGGUGGGCUACGCGCGACCACGCUCCUGCUCGGUGCCGCGUGUCACUUUCGAAGCGGCGUCCCUCCAGCUGCCGCACGGACAUGGCCCACUCAUCCGCAGUGCCACCACGGAGGGGGCCUACACGGGUUCAUCGGUGAGCAAGCCCGCUGCGGCAGGCCUCGCGACAUCUGCGACCGUCGCUGGGCCCGCCGCGCCACAGUCGGCCACCUCUGUCCCACAGCCUGUCCAACAGUCGCUCCUCACGGCGUGCGAGGCGGUGGCUCCAGCGCACGGACCCCUGUGCGAACUGCCCGGCGUACACCUGACUAUCCUGAAGCUGCUCUACGAGUGGACCUGCAUUUGCCCCGGUGACUUGCGCAUCCGCGAGUUCCGAGAUUUUGUCAACCGUCUCGCGUGCAUGGGCGACGCCUACAAGGAGUGGGCCGACGAGCUACGCAGGAACGCCGACCUCAAGGAACUGGAAAAAGAUGACGUCAAACCAGACGAUCUCGAGGCGAUUCACGAUGAGUACAGCAAGCUGCGAGACUUGGUGGUGAACGGCGACCUGUUGUGCUCCAAAGAGGAGGCAGCCGUGUUAGCGGGCGUACAGCUCCGCAUUGAAGAAACCUGGCCCAGCAACGCACGCACGCGCCAUGUCCUCGGCUCAGAGCAGCUCGGAAAGCUCGUCCCCAUCACCGAAGAUGCCAAGGAAGGCCUGAUCCCCGAGCCGCCGGGCCCCGGCGAAAGCAGCAGGAUGUCGUCGGCGGAGGCUGACGACAGCCCCGCCGAGUCCUCCGACGGGGCCUGCGAGCCGGCCACGCCCACGAGCCGCUCGCCGGGCAGCUUCUUGCGCGCGGUGCCCAAGCGACGGUCGCUCAUACUUCGCCAAUGGAUCGGGUCGAACGGGAACCGCUCGCCAACGGGGCUGCACAACGCGGUUAGCCUCAAGGAGUGCCUGCCGCCCUGCUACCACACCGCCAAGAACAUCGGCAAGACCAUCAAGGAACAGAAGCGCAAACUGUUUCACUCACCGCUGUACGAAAGCGAGAUCCAUCUCAAGAGACUGUACAUCCAAACAUGCAAGCGGCUGCCCUCAUACGGCUGCCAUGUGUUCCAAGUGAAAGAGCUGCUCCGAGGAAAGACAAAGAAGCGGGCGCACCGCGUCCUGGGCAUCGGCAUCGAGCACGUGGUUCUGCUGGACAGCAAGACGCUGGUGCUGGCGAAGUCGCAGCACACGAGCGAGCUGCAGCAGUGGCGCGCCGGCGGAGGUCGCUCGCACGACCGACUGGUGCUCGAGUUUCGUGGCACCAAGUGGUCCUUCGUGGCGGCCCAGUCGCUGCGCUCCAUCAGCUCGGUGCUCUGGGAGAUCAUGCAGGACCUGGACGCACGCUUCCUGGAUGAGCAUCUCAUCACCACGCGUGAAGAGCUCGACAAAGAAAGCCACCGCAACAUGGUUUCGGUGCACGGUCUGGAGCGAGCCACCAUCUACAAGGAAGAGCUGGAGAGGCUGCAAGGCCUGCUGCAUUUUCCCGAAGAGGUGGCUGUGCGGCUUACCGAUGUCGAGUACGAGCUCUUCUACAGUGUCAGCCCAGUCCACUACAUACGCCAGGUGACCGUCGACCUUAGCGGAAAGGCGGCCACCUUCAACGCGGGCGACAAAGACCGGACCGUGCAGACACUGAUCAAGCGCUUCAAUGAAGUGAGUUCAUGGGUGACGCACAUCAUCAUAUCGCAACCGACGCACGAAGACCGCAAAGCUGUACUGUCGUGCAUUCUGCGAAUCGCCAUGUGCUGUUGGAACAUCGGAAACUUCAACACGGCGAUGGAAGUCCUGGCUGGACUAAAGUCCGAGAAGCUGAAGCCCUUCUGGCUGUCGCUGUCCGACAAGGACCAGCUUCCGGUGCUGGAGUUCCUCAGCCAGGCUUUGCUGAAUCCGGAGCCUUCGGAAGAGUACCGGGCCGCCGUGGAGAGGGCGCUCAACAUCCCGCACUCCAAGGUCAUUCCCUUCUUCGGCACUUUUCUUCGAGACCUGCGCGCCAUUCUCCAAGGCAUGCCCAGCCUCGUCGUGUUGCCCUCGGAAAAAGCCAAGAAAAUCGAGUUUGUGUCCGAUUUCCACGGCGAAGAUCAUUUCAUGACCCGCAUCGGGGUGGGAGGAAUCAUCAAUGUUGAGAAGAUUCACCAGGCACAUCGUGUCCUCGACGACAUCAAAGCAUUCCAUCAUCACUACAAGUGCAGGGAACACGCCCUCGCUCAGGUCGCCAUCAACAGCAAGGAAGUCAGGCGCGAGGAGACCAACUGCAAGGAAGACAACAGCCUCUACCUGCAAGACCCGGAGGCUUACAUUCCGAUCCAGGAGCUGGCCAACGACCACCACAUCAGCAUGGUUCCGCUCACUGUGGACCGGGUCGACUUCCACCAGCUACAGAUCCUGCACCACGGCUGCACCAUGGUUCACUGGGAGGAAGACGGCUCGCGUUCCUCGCUCUGCUACGUGCGCCUCGAGCGCAGCAAUGCCACCAUCACCUGGUGCAAGCCCGCAUGGAGCGCGCUCCGGGGCUCCGGACCGCAGGACUACGCGCUGAGCUUCAACAUCGAGGACAGCGUGCCGAUCGGAUUGAGCCAGAAGUACGACACGGGCGAAUCCUACCUUUCCAGUCUCGAAGAGGGCUUCCUCGACCUCAACGUCGUCAAGGAGAUAGUGUUGUGCCGCAGCUCCAUCGAGGUCGCCGCCGUGGCGAAGCGCCACGGCCUCGAAGACUCAUUCAGCGACCAGAACCUGCUGCGGUUCAAGUUCGGCGUUGGCCUGUCCGAGAACCGCGUGCUGGAGUUUAUCCUGCCAAACUUCCUGUCCGUAAUUUGGUACGACAGUCUGCGCCGGCUGGUGUCCAUGCUCAAACAGCAGCGUCAGCUCUGCGAUGGACGCAUCCACUGGCUCAAGGAGAGCUACCUCCAGCUAUACUUCCGCGAGCAGAGCUGCAUCGGCCCGACGCCUGCCGAGGCGAUCAAGGUCUUCGGUGGAAGAAAAUGGACGCUGAAUUCCCUAGGAAGCAGUUCUUCAGUCGAAUCAACAUCCUCAGCAUUCAAGAGGGCUUCGAGUUUUGGAAUGAGUACGACUAAGCUGCGGAAAAAGAAGUCUUCUACAUCACUAGCAACUGUCCGGGACGUGGGCCCAAAGUACCUGCCGGAGACGGACGACACCGGCCUGACGAGGAAGAGUCCGACGAUCAAAAAGCGUCGCGCCACGGUGAAGUCGUCACCGCAGCUUCGAUCUCAAGAGUCGAGUCCGCAGAGGACGAGCGUGUCGCGCAGUUCCUCGUCCUGCGAGAACCUCAACCGCACCGAAGGUGGCAUCCCGCUUGUCCACCCGACGCCUCUUGCUACGGGAUACAAGGAACGGUCAUUCCAAGUAACGCCGAGCACUUCGAAAGCAUCAUCUCUUCUGAGCCGCCCCACCAUCACUCACUCCAGCCAGAUGAACUUCCUCGAGUUCGCUGAGCUCUUUCGCUCUUUUAUGGUGCGCUGUCGCAAGGACCUGAAGGACAUCUUUGAAAGCGUAGCCACCAACUCCAAAGUGACAGCCAGCGAACUUGCUGCUGAGGAAAUGGCCUCACCAAAAUCAUGUAGGACGAGACCGAAAGUGCUUGGACUUUUGACACGAACUAGCAAGUACGAGUACGUGGACCCUGAACAGAAAAAGAUUUGUGACGCCAUUGCCACCGCCAGCAUCGUGUCCAACUGUGCCGGGGUCGACAGCUCAAAAAGGCUAGUCUUGGAGUGUGCUGAUUUCAAGAAGUUUUUGGCGACUCACCAGAAGGAAGAAAUGACUGAGGAAGAGGUUAUCAGGCUUAUUCAGCGACAUGAGCCUGAUAACGUCCUCAGAGAAAAGAACCUUCUGUCUUUCGAAGGCUUUGCAAGAUACCUCUUGGACAAGGACAACUACGCUUUCGUGCCGGAGAUAAUUCCGCCCGGUGCGAAUACGAACAUGGACAAGCCUCUUUCUCACUACUACAUCGCUUCGUCUCACAAUACCUACUUGACCGGCCAUCAGCUCAAAGGAGAGUCAUCCGUGGAGCUGUACAGCGAGGUACUACUAAGAGGUUGCCGAUGCGUAGAGCUCGACUGUUGGGACGGUGACGACGGAAUACCUGUCAUCUAUCAUGGCCACACUCUUACUUCGAAAAUUCCAUUCAAGAGCGUGGUGGAAGCAAUUCACAAGAGCUCGUUCGCCACGUCACCUUUCCCUAUCAUUUUGUCCAUCGAGAAUCACUGCUCCCUACCGCAGCAAGCGAAAAUGGCCCAGAUUUUUACGAACGUUUUCGGGGACAGGCUUCAAACACAGUUUCUCUUUUCUAACGACGUCUGCGACGAGGCCCGCCUGCCGUCACCGAACCAGCUGCGUUACAAGGUGCUAAUAAAGAACAAGAAACUCAGGCCGCCACUGACGCCAGCGCUGACCCUCAGGUCCACCAAGGGCGUUCCGCAAGCGAAGAUUGCGCCCGGCCGGACGAACAGCAUCAUCUCCACAGCAAGCACAGGGUCUCUCAACGACGAGGAUGAAGAGGAUUAUGAGGAUUACGAUGAAGAGGACGAUAACCUAGAAGAGUCCUUGUCGAGCCAAGAGGGUUCGUGCAAGGAAGCGCACGCCAUGCGGCAUCCGGGUACGCUGAGCCCCGGCGUGCCGCACCCUCGCUCGCGCAACCCGGCCGACGCCGAGUACAUGCAAAGCGAUGACGACGGCUACAAGCAGCGAAAGUCCAGCUCCCAGAUAGCGCCCGAGCUCUCCGACCUGGUCACCUACUGCCAGGCCAUCAAGUUCAGAGGUUUCGUCAACUGCCCGUCACCGACCAACUCCGUCAAAGUGAAGAAAGUGAGCAGCAAAAAGAACGUGCUUGCUUCGGCCGGAUCGCCGCUGGGCGCCACCACGCCUCUGCAGACAUCAGAGCCCAAGCACGACACCCCGACGCCAUCGACUGCCUCGGUGUCUACAUCGGCUCCUUCGUCGACAAAACGCCACUGCUCCAAUUCAGUGUGCUUCCAGGUGUCUUCCAUGAACGAAAGUGCUGCCAAACGCCUCAGCAAGCGCCAUCCGCUCGCCCUCAUCACGCAUUGCGAGAACCAACUGAUGCGUACAUAUCCUGCCGGAAUGAGAAUAGACUCGUCCAACUUCAACCCAGUGGCAUUCUGGGCCUUUGGACUGCAGAUGGUUGCGCUCAACUAUCAGACUGAAGACACCGGCCUACACAUAAACACUGCCAUGUUCGAGCAGAACGGCAGUUGCGGCUACGUUCUCAAGCCCAGCGCCAUGUGGGACAAGAACAACAUCAUGCACGGCCAGUACAACCCGUGGGACAAGGAAUUCGACGGCAUCCAUCCCCUCAACCUUCAUAUCACUGUGAUCUCCGGCCAAUACGUGUGUCAGAACACGUACGCCUGCAGCCCCCAGGUGGACGUCGAAGUGGUGGGCGUGCCGCUCGACUGCAAUCGCCAGAAAACCAAGAUCGUACAGCGCAACUCCCUCAACCCCAUCUGGCAAGACAGCUUCUGCUUCCGGAUCGCUUUCGCCGAAUUGGCUUUUCUACGCUUCUCUGUUAUCGACGUGAUGACAAAUCACAUGCUCACUCAAAGAGUAAUUCCCGUCAAGAGCCUGAAGCAAGGUUACAGGCACGUGCGCUUGCGCAGCCCUCAGAACCAGCCGCUUCCUCUGUCGUCGCUCUUCGUGUACUCCGAGUUCGAGGAAGAAGGGCUGGAAGUGGUCCAUCAGAAUGGAGACCUGCUUGAAGGCGCCAUCCCCAAGAAGGCCAAGGGAAAGACCAAGGAGAUAUCCACAUCCGAAAGCAUUCGUUGCGACGGCAAAGAUAACCUGGUCGCCGGAAGUCAGGGUCUGAAGCGAAGAAUGUUUUUCCUAGUGGUGCACGGUGUGAUGCCCGAUGAACCGAAAACAAUACUGAAGAUAACGGAGGACACCACAUCGCGAGAAGUAAUCGCUCAAGCGCUUCAUAAGGCCAACAAGGCGAGCGACUGUCUCGACGACUAUGUCCUCAUGGAGGAGACGCAGAAGAAUUGGGACCGAGUUACCCAGGAAAAAAGUACCACGCAGAGGAUCCUGGACCCGGACGAAUGCCCGCUGCUGUCGCAAACGACGGGCGCCAACAUGGAGAGCCGUUUUAUACUCAAGAAAUUGGCAGACGAUCCGAGCACACGAGCGUGGAUGACGACCAUCAAAUCUUCGAGCAACAAGGAGCGUCGCAAAGCGGACUCCGGCGCGAGCGGCGGCCUCACAGAGUGGAGCGACGGCGAGGAGACGCAGACCUAUUUGGUCUGUGUCUACAACGUGUCCGCCGACCAGCCGUACGCGAUUCUGAAGGCUCCCAUAAGCAGCACUGCUCAGGAUAUUAUUGCUCAGGCUCUGAUGAAGGCCCGGCGCGCGGAGGACCCAAUCAACUUUGUGCUCGUGGAGCAGAUGGAGUACCCGUCUCCACUGACCGAAACCCCGCCGACAGCCGGCUCUUCGGUGCGACGCCGGGGCCUCAGCCGUGGUCGACGCACCCUCUUCGACGACGAGAACGUCUACGAGGUGCAGGCCCAGUGGAAGGCCCGCGGAUGGUUCGAACUGAGGGAGCGAAACGAGGGCUUGAGUGAACGGCGAAAGAUGAACGCCCCUAAAAGCUCCAGCUUUUAUCGCCUCAGUCGUCUACGCAGCUCAAUUAAAUCCAAAGAGCGUGACAAGUCAUGCCCGUCGCCGAAGCAGUCGCCGGUGCGCUCAGCGGCGGCCGGCAGCCCCAGCGCCGGAGCGUCCGCUCGGGAGCCGUGCACGAGCCGCGAGGUCCACGAGCCCCGCCAGGUGCACAGCGAGGGCGAGACGCUAUCCGACGACGACGCGCCUCCGGCCGCCAUGGCGGCGCGCCUGCGAAAGAUCUCCUUCCGCAAACUCAAGGUGUGGCGCUGACCGGCCGGCGCACGUGCAUUUCGAGCCGCGGGCUGACGCUGGCAGCCGCCGUGCGCCAGCCCCUCCACCACGUGGGUGUUCAACGGCCUUCAUCGGGUGCGCGGGCCACGGCCGGACAAUCUAGUCCACCGCGACUGAAGCGCGCCGGCGCUUGGUGCUCCUCCGGCCAUCUGAAAACAGCGCGCGCGCGCACACACUAGUCAUACGGGGGCCCCACCAACGCCCUGUUGUUGGCUGCGCGUCGACUGUCUCUGGUCAUACGCGCACGUCACUUGUUGCUAGAGAGCCGCGUGCACACACCCGCGAGCCUAUCUAUAUAAAUAUAUAUUAAUGUAUGUACAUAUACAUAUUCUAUAUUUACACGACGCAUUCUAUCGCGCCUCGCAAACCGUUGUUGACUGGGCGGCCCCUCUCCUCGGCGGUCCCUCUCUGGCAGAGAGCGAAGGAGGAGGCGCGGCGCCCUCGUCAGACCAAAAGAGUAUUUUCUCUGCGAACCGAAGAGCCCCGGCUUGGCGGUUCUCCUCUUCUUCUUCGUCCGUGUGCGUGUGACCGUAUUCAAUAAGCUGCCCAAGUUGUUCCCAUCCACAAACAUCAUCAGGUGUGCCGUUGCACCGAUUGUUAUCCGUGUCUUUGUAUCAUACACCGCUGCUUAUUUUUCUUUCUUUUUGUGUUUUCUCCAAGAAGUCUAUAUAUUUUACGUGGCGAGCUUCUUGGGGACUUGGGUUGUCGAACACUCAUCGCUACAGCAGUGACAGCACUCAGUACUUCAACCGAUCUGCAGUGGGUCGCCACUUCUUCUGUUUGCUUGUUCCGCACGACAGACCGCAAGGCUUCGGUGCGCAGUGCUGUCUGGGCUCGGCGAAAUCCGAGUGAGAGGUGUGUACGUUGUAGUCUGUGCUUUUCGGAUGUGUCUCGGUGGGGAUAACGACGGUGGGGAGGGCUUUCGGGAAGGGAGGGGAAGGGCCCUCCGCGCUGCCUUCUCGUGGUGGCGGAGGGAGCGAAGAUCGGGCUUGGAAUCUCGCAUCUUCAGUUGCGCAACUUGCAGUACCUCGACCUGUCAAAGGCAUCCUGUAGCUCAGUGUUUCGAAGGCCUGACUGAAUAACAAGUCUUUCAGAGCGUGCUAUUCUCGUCACGUGUGUUGCCGUUGAUGUCUCCUUUCUCCGACCUUACAGUAAGCGACUCCUUAGGGCGUUGUAAGGUCCCUCCACCAACGUACUUCUCAACCCUACCUGAACGGUGUACGCCACUCGGCUCUCUUGUGUAUAAAGCCAGCCGCUGCCGCAGGCCCCACUUGGCUUCCUUGCUGACACUUCGUGGCGCGCACGUGUGACUGGUCGUGUGAAGUCUGUAGACAGGAAGAGAGAGAGAACAAAUAGCAAUCGUUGAUUGGCCCCUUGUACCGGAGCCUUAGUAUGGCAAGGGUCCUGAGCUGGAAUGACUGGAACGAGAGCUGUGCCCACUGAGAAGUCUUUGUUUAGUCACUGCUUUAUUACCGGCAUACUUAAAUAUUCACCGCUUCAAGGUAUUGUAAGGGCGUGGCUUGAACAGGCGGGAAAAUAGCGUGUGCCAUAGAGUAAAUAAUACCAAUGACAAUUAACUUCGACAGAAUAAUAUCCAAGAGCGAUAAGAGACGCGAUCGAGACGCAAAACUAAGUUAUACUUGUCUGCAAGGUAUAUGCUGUGAAAUAUUGAUAGGAAAUAUCAAACCAUUGCAUAUACCUGUCGGAAUAUUGUUAAAACUUCACUGGAGGCUGUCGAUUUCUCACGUCGUCUGUCGUGCGUGGCGUCAAUGAUCGAGUAUUGAGAUACGAAUGGGACAUUUUAUUUUAUUUUAUUUUAUUUCUGUAAUAAUGGCUAUGACGCUAUGGUGAAGAAUGAAUAAGCUUUUAUGGACGGUUGAGCAGCACGGUAAGGAAGCGCGAGCGUAAUCCUAACAUCGUAUGCGGCUAUAACAUCCUAAAUCAGAUGGUAAGCAGUUAAGAUAUCCUAACGAAGUUGAUAGAAUAGAUACGAGGUAUAAGUGUGGUUGGCGUUCUUGCUCCAUUUAGAAAGGUUUUGCAAAGUGUGAGUGGAUUCCAGAUGAGGCGAAGACCACGAAACGCAUGAAAUUUGCUAGUGCGUGAACCUGAGUAGAAAUAUUGAAAUAUGCGAGCCUCACGAGAACAGUGUGAAUGAAUUGCACUAUAUCUUCGACCACUAAGUUACUGCGUAUUAGAAUGAAACAACGUAAGAGGCAUAAACACACUGUCCGCACCAAUACACUCAGUCUGUGCUUGAGAAUGACACUGUAGGAGAGUUAGGAGUGCGCGCACUCUCUCUCUCAAAGGUUCAAAGGUGGCACCAAAUAAAAGCGCGAGUUAACAAUGGCGAGUUAAAGAGCGAUUGCGCAAUUCUACUUUAGGUUGUACUACCCAUUUGUGUGGGUAGUACAUCUUCCAUAAAUAAAUGUUAAAAGCCAUGAGUGUGGCUCAAAAAAUAUAUCAUCGUGGGUCUUUACCUUGCUUGUUUUUGACGGGCUAGCUAAUGUGGGACAUUUUUAGAUUUAUUUAAUAUACACCCGUAUAUUUCACCCGUGCCUAAUCUCAGCGUGAAACAUACCUUAUCUAGAAAAUGCAGUAGGCUUGUUAAUGGUUAAUGUUGAUAAGGCGGUUGUGUGGUAUGAAAAGUGAACGCACUCUGUAGGUAGCCAUGGUGCCAGUUAUGUUGGUGACAGCUUCAUCAAGGCGACAGACGUAUGAGACGGCUAGUUGACUUUGUUAAAGGCAGGCAAACUUUUUAUCACAGGUAGACUUUAGGAACGCUAUUAUGGUACGCCGGUGGCCGUCGUUGUUUUCGUUAGACAGGCAAUCAAGUCUAGCUAAACCACGGACAAGCAUUAUUGAGUAACAUUGCCAUGACAAGGACAUGGGGAUCGGAUGAUACCGAGUGUAAAGAAGUAUAUUUAUGAGCAACAAGUAUCUGACCAAAAACCGUUCAUCAAACAUAGGUGAUUCGGAGUCAAUUGUAUAUCAGAGUUGGCAUAAUUCGCAUACUUGGAAAUAUUAUGCAGAAUAGAUUAGAAAUGCAUACGGGCAGCAGUUUAUUAUUGUCCUGCGUCUUUAAGCGAAACGCCAUAAGAGAACUAGAGCUUCUGCUGUGCGCUCCUAAAGUCCUCGUUUUCGAAAUUUUUUGGCGUCGUAACUUUCGAUAUGGCACAGCCUGUCCGCUUUUGAGCGGGGAAAUGCCAGCAAACAGAAAAGAAGACGAAAAAGACAGAGGGAGACGCAAAGUUGAAAGUAAGGUUGGUUGUACAGACAAAGUUGCUUGCUGGCAUUCGCCUGCUCAAAACUAUGUAUCAAAUCGCCCGACAAGCUACCCUCAUGAACUUGUGUGCUUAAGCGUCUCAUGACUGAGUCACUAGCUUGCUCGGAAUUUUACGGUAUAGGAAAACAUUGUGGUGAGUCGCCCGUGAAGUCAUCUCAUGAACAUUCUCUAGGCUUUAGUGACUUCGCCGUGUGUGUGUGGUCCACACUAUGUGCUGCCAGGCAGUAAAGGCCACUGUGAUGUCGACCAUUAUCGCAGUAUAAACAAACAUAUCUUAAGUGAUUAAUAAAGCACAGCGCUUUAUACUUCCUAUACCAAAGUAGCACUUACGUUAACAUCGUUUAGCAGGUGUAGAAGCUCUUUGUUUAUUUUUUUAUCUAUAUGCUAUCUUACAAACCACGAACCACAAUCCUGCAAUCACUGAGCUUAGACUGAAAGCUAUCUGGCUUCAGCAAGACUCCCAACACAAGUUUGCGUGUCUUGAAUUCUGAUACUAAUUUCUAAGAAAACAUUUGUAUGGAUAUCGAAUGUGCAGGCAACAAUUAAAGCAGGAAUGCUUCAAAUGAAUAGGAAAUGUAGCACUUGAAAAGCCGCUUAGGGCUCCUCAUGUCUUUGUUUGUAUAAUGUAUCCGCUUCGUGCUUUACUCUCAUCUAUGUCUGCGUAUUGACUAAGGGCACAUUAAACAUCAGAUAAAAGCGUUUCGAUGAAGGACGAAGCAUUCAAGCCAAGCAUAUGGUGGGUCUGACUACCUUCGUUUCUCACAUCGGUCAAAUGCAGCGAAUAAACGUGCAUAAAUCUAAGCAAAAAGUCACGACAUAAAGAGGCAAAAAGAAGUAGAAGAGGUAAAAGCAUGGGCCUAAUUGUUUCAUGGCACUUUACUGUGUAGCUGAGAUUGCGUUCAUGAAGGCAAUGACACGGCAGGAGUUCCUUUAGUUAUAAAGUCUGGCCAAAAUACCAUCAAAUCGAACGAGCGUUGUAGUUUUCGUCAACUAGUCGUAAAAUUUUGGGUGCACCCCUACUAAACUUAACACACAAGUAGUGCUGAAGACGACGUACUGCCUAAUUUAUUCUGAAUUUUGUACAUAGGCUCCGUCAUAAGUUGCACAUAUCUGAUCUAGAUGCAGAGGGAUAUGAAGAGUUUGGGUAGUUGAAAAAACAUGAAAUCACUUUCGUAAUCAGAGUUACUUCUUCAGUUAUGCAGACGCAAUACGUCUCUAGAAUGACAUAGUAUUAACCGAGCACUGUUAUGUACAAAUAUAUCGGCAAGGAUUAGCUGCGUCUUAGUAGCCGAUGCAUUUCGUGGCGUUUAAAAAAUCACUUUUCUCUCGUGCUUUUAUUUUCUAAAACUGGCGAGUUCUCUUUCGCGCAGCGGAAGCCUUCACGCAAGAAAGAUCCAAAAAACUGCACAGUACGUUGCCCUUAGGUUUUGACCUUAGCACUGCACGUCAGAAUGCUACCGUCUUUUUUUCUACCGACGAUCCCCACAAAAACGAAAGCAUCCAAGUGCGUUGCAUUCAUUUAUGUAGUAUUGUUUGCUAUAAAGCCAACGUAAUAGCCCUCUGCGUCUGACACUGAAACUGUGUUUUUCUUUAUCCCCACACAUCGCUGCGCGAUUGAAAUGCACGCAAGCGGUACGCAGAGUCGGGCCGAGGCGGCCAAAGCAGCUCAAACGGGCUCGUUGUCGAAUCGGGCCAGGUUAGUGAGAGUUUCUCCACGAAAAGAGCGCCGCUCAAGACGGCGCACGCAAGAGUGGACACAUGUACGAGUGCCUUCAUUAGCGCGUUGUUAAGGGUCUAUAUUGCCGACCAGGUCAAGUGAGCGAGACGCCAAGUUUCGUUGAUUGGUCAGGUAAGACGCUUUUCCGUUUACGAGCUGCUACCGUGGGUGUGGAACCAAAUGCUCCCUUGGAGAUGAGACCGUAUGCACUGCCCUGCAAGCAAGUCCAAUGAGCUUUCUCCAUAGUGCUAGUCAGUGCUGACCACCGCAAGCACCGCAUCACUGCGGCCCGAUUGGAGCUUCAUUUGGCGUGCACUGCGGCGGUUAUUAAUGCUGGUGAGAUGGGGCGACAUGCUGGAUUCUGACGUUGUUGUUGGUGUCGUUGUUGAUGUCGUUGUUGUCGUUUCGAAAACCCAACCGCAGUAGCAAGUCGCAACUCAAGACCACUGCAUUUCUUUUUCCUUUCUUUUUUUUCCUCCUUUCUUUUCAUUAAAUGACGCCAUCUCACGCUAAGACUUCGUGCACGCUAAAAGAUCGCACCGUACAGGGCGUAGCUAGUCUAGCGGUUUCGUAGGAAUGCGCAGGUAUACAUACACAAGUCGUUCAUCUAUAGAUGAACAACUCUUGAUAAUCUAUAAGUUGUUCAUUUGAUGAGCAACAGCAUUCCACCGCAAUCGCACUCCCACACAAGGUGUGAUGGCGCUGCGCCUUAACUGACGUAGGACCUUACGACACGCCUUUUCUUUCUCCUUUUCGUAUUUGUUUGAUGUAAGGAAAACCGCAAUCUUUUUAGGUACGCUGCUAAGCUAUGCUAUCUGAUCUCCAAAAUGCACCAUCUGAUAUUUUGUUGCGUAGUACUGAAACUCACUUCAAUACGUUCUCUCCAUUUUAGUCAAGUUGUAAUACUGCAAUCGUCCUUUCCUGUUAUCUUUUAAUAGGUUGUAAAUAAAUUAUAUUACUCCACUUGCCUAUUUUAUUCUUCCUAGUUUGGAACGGAAAAUAAGAAAGAAAAAACUGUUAGUGCUAGUGUGGAACAGUACAACAUUCAGGCUGUGGAUGUGGCCCCUCAGUAAAGUCACUGAUCACCUUUUCCGCAAACACCUCAUUUAGUUAUCGCACAAGCCAGCAUUCCUGCUGACUUGUGGCCUUGCCUGUACGUUGCGUUCACUCCAUGCUGGACCUAUCUCUCACGCGGCAGCUAUCUAAUAUGUUUAUUUUACUGUUCGGAAUCACCGUAUUUUUUUGUUCUUGGCCUUAGCAACACUCCAUACAUGCACUACAGAAAGAUAUUUCGUUGCCGUUUUUGUUCUUAACCGUUGAGCGCGCAAUACGCCUCCAACGUUCGCAUUAUCGACCAAUCACAAUGCUGAAAACAUUCCUCUUCGCUUGCUGUGGAUUUCACAUUUAACGCCCCUCAACGUGGUUUUCGCUUCGUUUUUUCUUAGUAGUAUUAUUAUUAUUGCUUUUAACCAUUCCUUCUGCACCGCAGUGUUAUUCUACGCUUUUAACAGUGGUACCUCUCUUUCUUUCUGUUUCAUACACUGCUUUUCACCGAGUUUGACUCUUCGCAGGGACGAGCAUUCCUUUCUUUUCAUAACUCUUUUAUGACACUUCACUCGUGGUGGCUUACGCGCUAGUGUGCACACGUCCUGGCCCUACUGAGACUAUCUUUCAGCAACGCUUACUUCCACUGUCCUUAGACUUCCCGUUCAUUUCGAUUUGCAACCGAGACACCUAGUCGAUGGUUGCAGGGUGCGCGGCACGACACUGUCUCAGCUAAAGUUCUGGUGCUAUUGCCGGUGAAGUGAGACAGUUUUAUCAUAAGGCUGUUCCCGUAAAUGCAAUUAUUCGUAGCCCCAAUGAUCUCCUCAAGAUGAUUAGACGCAAAGGUAAUGGGAUGCGAGGCUGAUGGCGCUGCUUCAAUCAUGUAUAAGACUAAGCAGUCAGUAUGGAUACGACUAAUCGCUGCACAAGCAAGUUAGGCCACGAAAGGUUUAUAAUUUCUUUCGCGCACCACCUUGACGCGUAUGUGAGUUAAACACAUUAAAAGUGUAAAGAAAGAAAAAGAAAACUGGCAGUGCACAGGUGGACGAUUAUUAAAGAUUGCCAGCACUGCUAGAUUGUUAGGUUUCUGAAUCUUGCCGUCUUUUCCCUGCUGGCUCGGGCCUUAUUCGAGGCCGCUCGUCUGCGCCUACAAGCGUGACACACUUUGGUUUUGAUUUGCAGCAUGUGUAACGGUGCUCGGAAAGGUAUUUAUGCCCCAGUUUUGUGCUGCAGAUUCGUAUAAUCAGCGUGAAAUGUUCAGCUCUGCAUAGUAUUGCGCCACUUCUUGCUUCUAGCCAACGAAUCCACAAUGAAUGGCUGUCGCGAGGGCUCCAACGUUGCGCACAUAGUAGUACGUACUGUGUUGGCGCUUUGCCCGGUAGCAUUCCAAGCUGGGUGAUGUUAUGACGCGGCGAGAGACCUGCUUGGGUAUACUUGGACGGUCGCAAUCACCAGGUGGCGGCGUUUGGUGCUCUUUUCCCGGAACUGAAGGGCACCCCGGCUAAGCGGACGUCAGGUGCGUGGAGAGUCUGGAAACCUACGGGGCACGUGUGGCACGCGGUAGCGGCGGCGUCUUCUGGGCCGGCAGAAAUAUCGCCCCAGCCCCGUCUCAACCUGCCCCGUCCCUUUGUUCCAUUCGCCGGCGCGCCUUCUUCAUGCGUGGCCGGCGCCAAGCUUUCUGCUGUGGUUAGUGGUGUCGUUGUUUGUAGCCGGUCGGUCCCACGGGGCCAGUCGGCGCGGUGCCAGACCCUGAGCUGCAUCGUGCGGAGUUGUGGGUGGCGACCGCCGGUUUAAUGUGUCCUGGACGGCGGCCCGACGACGUGUUUCUCAGUACUACACUCGCGCGUGUCACUUCCGCUCUGCGAGCUGCACACGUACAGACAGACAUACACGCACGCUUACACAGAGACACACAUACCAGGCGUUUUACGUAACUUGAAGCAAACUUUUUUUUUUUUUUGAAUGAGAUCAAGGGCGUAUUGUUCGUAGUCGUCCUGAGUUACUCAGAAUAUUUUGUUGAAGUGCGCUAAGUUGUUAGCCAAAUUUAGUUGUGUAAAUAUUUAAACAUUCGUUUUGCGCCAUAAGUCUGGUUGUACAAGUUGUAGGUGUACGACUUUUUAUUAAAGUUUGGUUCAGGUCACGUGAAGCACCCGCUGUAGUUAUAUAUACAGACAGGCGCGUACACACUAGGUCACAGACAUAUUCGCUCCCCACGUUGUGUGCUCGUCGCCCCUCAUAACCCUCUUUCUCAGCCCUUCUCCCGCGCAGAGUAGCAGGCUAGAAGAGUCUGCCUCAGGCCGUCCUCUCCGCCUUUCUUAAAGGGACACCAAACAGGAACGUGAAGUUUUGUAUUUGUAAAUUCUAGAGAAACCAAAGGACGCAACUUAGCAAGUUUUAGAAAACUUGUCCUGCGCCAGAACGAUCUAAAUACGAGAAUAUACUUUGAAAUCCGUGUCGUCCACUGACGUACCGGCGCUCAGGUCCCGGCGCUACAUUUAAAAGUCAAGUUCGGCCUUCAUAUUUUGUAGUAAUGAUCAACCUUUUCCGCUAAAUGAAUGAAAAUAGGCUUUUCAAAGAAUAUUUUCAUACUGUACUGAUUUAGUGUCUGUCUUCAGUGUCCCUUUAAAUAAAUUUCCUAUGUACCUAUCAUGCACGCUGACCCAUAGACACACAUUCAUUAGGUCCACUCGGUUUAGCUACACUCCCUGCCUUUCCUCCCUCUCUCUCUGCACUAGUUCAGGGAGUGCAGCACUUUGGUCCUCCUUUGAGAGUGCAGCGCGCGCCCCUGCACUUCGCCCUUAGGUUUGACUUCGUGCCAGGAGCAGUUCAUUACGAAUUAACCGUUUCCCUGCACUCUCUACUUUGAAAGUGCCGGCGUCGUGCAAGCUAGUCGCCGCGCUAGUGGUGCGCAGAUGUGAAUUUCUCCCGCUGUGGUUACGACAGUCACUCUAGCUCCCAGAGGAACAGCGAGUUUGGUGUCUGGAUGGUUCACAGUACGCGUUCGUAAAGGAUUGUAAAGUGUUAAGUUUGCUUUCGUUCGAAUUGGUUUCUGAUAAUAUUCGUUUUCGGGCGAAAAAGUAGCAUCCGCGGGCCACCACUUAGUUGCCACUGCGUAUAGUACUACCACGAUAGAGAUUAUUGCGAUAACGAAAAAGUAUUCCUGAAAAAGGUCUUGGCCCCGCCCACAGCAGACGACAGAGCUCGCCCGUCGCUGCGCUUUGGUCCUCGAUUUGCAAGGCGCACGAGGUGCUCGCGAAACACGAACUCGUGCAGCACCGCGCGCCGCACUCUCGCGAACUGGCUAAGAAACGUGAAAGCAUCGGCUACUUGGUUAUUCAUAUUCAGGCGGGAACAGCGCUAAGUAGAGAGGUGAAGGCACAUAGAAAGCACGCAACGUGCCGUUUUCUACGUGCCUCCACCUUUCUGCCCGUGUCCUUAGCGCUGUUCCCGCCUGAAUAUGGCUCGGUAAGUGCGGUCAAAUCGAACAGUCCUUGCUGACACGCGCGCAUCUUGCCCCACGCUCAUCCCUCACCGUCAACCCUCAUGGCUCUCUCCCCUUCAGGCUCCCCAGCGCAGAGUAACGGGCCAGAGGUGUCUCCCUCGUACCGCCCUCUCUGCCAGUCGCAAAUGAAUUUCCUAUCUUGUCUAUCAACACACACACAUAACGACACGCUGUGACGAAUGUAUUUCGGUGUCUCUCUCUUGCUCUCUUGCACUGCGUUCAAGCUGUCGUGUGGUCGUUCGUUUGCGUUGCCUAUUCUCUUGCACGGAAUUGUAAAUUCUGUAUUGUACAUAUAUAUAUCUAUGCCACCGGUAUGACGAAAUAAAGUGUAUAUAUAAGGUCA
Molecule: messenger RNA, 16872 nt
Organism: Dermacentor silvarum
Lineage: Eukaryota; Metazoa; Arthropoda; Arachnida; Ixodida; Ixodidae
Product: 1-phosphatidylinositol 4,5-bisphosphate phosphodiesterase epsilon-1
Exons: 36
Coding region: 435-6962 (2175 amino acids)
Biological process (GO): small GTPase-mediated signal transduction; phosphatidylinositol-mediated signaling; lipid metabolic process
Molecular function (GO): phosphatidylinositol-4,5-bisphosphate phospholipase C activity; guanyl-nucleotide exchange factor activity
Source: RefSeq, a predicted model, not a curated record